Messenger RNA from Thrips palmi, 1747 nucleotides. RefSeq lists its product as uncharacterized. The transcript has 6 exons. Gene Ontology annotation, biological process: protein ubiquitination. NCBI's taxonomy places the organism in Eukaryota, Metazoa, Arthropoda, Insecta, Thysanoptera, Thripidae. The record is from RefSeq and is a predicted model, not a curated record. Gene Ontology annotation, molecular function: ubiquitin protein ligase activity. The coding region runs from base 183 to 1325 and encodes 380 amino acids.
AAAUCGGAGGGGAGUUGAAAGUGCGCGCCGCCUGCGAGAGCCAGGUGGGCGUGGGGGCGUUUGAAACAGGAGAGGAAACGGUGGCGCGCGUGGCAUCUCUUAGUCAGGCAGCCAAGAGGGAAACCACCACGCCGAGUGUUCGAACUGGCGGCAGAGGGGUUCUGGCUGAUCUCUUAAUACGUAUGGAGUGCUCCGUGUGCUUCGAUGUCUACGACGUGGACGGGCGCCGCCCGAAGGUCCUGCCUUGCGGACACACAUUCUGCCUGCCCUGCCUGCAGAACCCCAACUUCGGCAAUGAAUGCCCUCAGGACAGGAAGGCCUUCAGGGACAACCCCAUGAACUUCCCCGACAACUUCGCGCUGCUUGCGGAGAUGCCAGCUAGGGCCGACGAGCCUUGGUGUGAGACGUGUGGUCUUCGGUUCCGCGGUGCCUGUGCCGACGCCGCCCACAGGCCUUGCAGCGUGCGCCAGAGGCGUGUUCAGCAGGAGCAGCGCCAGGCUGAUCAGCAAGUUCUCCAGGACCUGCAGCAAGGUCUUCAGACCCUGCAGCAAGGUCUUCAGGACCUGCAGCAAGGUCUUCAGGACCUGCAGCUAGGGCAUCUGGACCUGCAGCUAGGCCUUCAGGAUGUUCAGCGUGAGAUGCAGGACAUGCGGCAGACGCAAGAUCAGCUUUUGCGCAAGGUCGAGGAUCUGCAGCUGACUGGAACUGCGGCACCGCCCCCACCAUCCCUGGAAAUUGAUGUGUGGGAACUCAGCCCGAGCGAGAAAAACGACCUGCUUGUCGGUGACCGCUUGGCUCGGGUCCGAAAGCUCACAGGGCUGCACUGCUACAACGUCGAGAGGAGCAUGGCCGUGCUCAUGAAACUCAACCCGCACGUCGAGGAGCUUGGGUUGAUUGGGGCACAGCUUCCACAACUCCGCUUUGUUGAGGGCAUGACCUCUCUGCGCAAGCUGGAUCUGGAUGUCUCCUCCCUUAUUGAGCACGCCGAGUCAUACGAAAUCCCGGACUUACCUUUGCAGUUGGAGGAGCUGGAAGUGGAAGGAUUCAGUCGGAAUCUCUUCUAUUGCUUGCCCAAAUUGCCCAAGUUGCGAAGGCUGGUCCUGACGACUCCAAACUGGGACACGGUGGUUUUAACUGGUGUCGCGUGGCAGUGCGGUCUUCAGUAUCUCAACUUUACACAGCAACGAGCACCAUAUUUUCGUUGGUGCGCGCUCACGCCGCCACGCCGAAGAACUGGGAGUGCAAGUAGCGUCGGGGCCCCCGGCCCUUUUCUUCGACGGGGGACCUGCCCACCAAGCUGCAUGGGUGCGGGCUUCUCGCCCUGAGGCGUUUCACUCUGCGCCGCGACGUGUUUCCGCACUAUUCUACUUCGUGCUCGCGACAGCUGUCUGACUGCAGGGCACUUUUCGGACCAACCGUCGAGGUGCGGUGCACCGUGUGCAGCGAAGAAUAGGGGUAGCUGCGCUGUUGAAGCAAGCGUCAACAUAAACCGAAAUGGUGACAUUUUUCUACAGGCUCCCGGAUUGUGAUUUUGAUGAAGAUGAGAGGAUGGGUUUUUUAUUCAUGCUCGUGUACCGAUAUAUGCAUUUAAUUCUAUAUUGCUUUUUUUUUUCUGUCUUUUCAAUAUAAUGUUCAUUGAAAUUAUGAGUGUAUUCUAGCACAAGGAAAAGAGAUUUUCGAAGCGGAAAGAGAGUUUAUGCGCACUAGGAAAAUUGUGGUAUCCUUAUGUUAAAUUUUAAAAAAAAAA